Molecule: messenger RNA, 2607 nt
Organism: Talaromyces proteolyticus
Lineage: Eukaryota; Fungi; Ascomycota; Eurotiomycetes; Eurotiales; Trichocomaceae
Product: putative Golgi complex component Cog3
Exons: 4
Coding region: 120-2537 (805 amino acids)
Biological process (GO): Golgi organization; autophagy; intra-Golgi vesicle-mediated transport
Cellular component (GO): membrane; COG complex; cis-Golgi network
Source: RefSeq, a predicted model, not a curated record
CACAUGAACAACACGAAGCACCAAAGGUGGCCGGUACUGCAUGACCGGCAAUAACACGCUUAAAAGGCUGGUUCUGGGGUUCAAUGGCCCAAUACUGGCGAUAAUACAGCCUGCAAUAAAUGUGGACGCCCUCAGGGCAAUCUCCAAUCCCAAUACCCGUCAGCGCGAUGCUGCCACAAUCCGCGGGGCCGAUGCAGAGUUCAGAUGGGCCAGAUCCGAAGAUAGCGAACCCUCCAGUGGAAUCUGUACCAAUUGAGGAACAAAGAAGAUUGACAGAAAUUGAUGAUGAGCUUGGCUUUGGCAGAUGGUACAAUGGAAUCGAGGGGAACCUACUUGACGCAAGCUACGAUAGCUAUCAAUCAUGCCUGCGUGAGUUGGACGCAGCCAAAGAAGACCUCGAGUCACUCCUAACAGAUACCUCUGCGACGCUGGGGAUUUUAUCGACGCUUUCCGAAUCAUUCCAGGCUGUCGAUUUACAGACAUCCACAUUUCAAAAACAGUGCGAAGGACUAUUGAAUGCGCAGUCACAAAAUACGCGCUUAGCCGACGAUAUUAAAGAUAACCUUGAGUACUAUGAUUUCUUGGACCCAGCAUCUCGGAAGUUGAAUGCUCCCGGUGCGGGCAAAGCAGUCCGCAGGAAAGAAUUCUCAGAUAUGUUGAGAAGACUCGACGAAUGUUUGGAUUACAUGGAAAGCCACCUCGACCAAAAAGAAGCCGACACCUAUCGAUCUAGGUACAGAUUAUUACUCACACGCGCUUUAACGCUCAUUCGGGGACACUUUGUAGCAGCGUUGCGGGAAACGUCAUCUGGUGUUUCAAAAAAGAUAGCCGAUAGGCAACUCAAUGAUACAACUAUGUCAGCAUUGCUAUAUGCCAAGUUCCGCGUUGGAGCGGGUGAAUUGAAACAACUUGGCUUAGAAAUUCAAAAGAGGGCUGUCCCGCCGGUAGACCCUGAACAAGGAACCGAAGCAGAAUACGAGAGCCUCAUGAGCGAGUUGCACACAAGCUUUGCUGCCACUCGUGGAAAGCUCAUCAUACCUCUCGUACGGAAGAAACUUGCUAGUAUUGCUCAAGCCCCCAGUACUUCGAAAGACCUAGUAUCAUUUGCUAGAGCGAGUAUCGGUUAUAUUCGUGGUAUUUGCUUGGAUGAAUUUGACCUUUGGGGGGAAUGGUUUCAUGGCCAAUCGGGACUCUAUGACUUCUUGGAGGCUGUUUGUGAGCCCCUAUAUGACUAUUUAAGACCUAGGAUCAUUCACGAGACGAAACUCAUUAAACUCUGUCAACUAUGCACUUUACUGCAAACCCGCUACCUCUCCGAUCCCGAAGAAGAGACAGAAUACAAUGACCCAAACCAAUUAGAAUUUUCAAUUCUCAUUCAACCGGCCCUGGAAGAUGCUCAGACCCGCUUAGUGUUUCAGGUGCAGGCUAUACUUCGAAACGAAAUUGAAAGAUACCGCCCAAAACCAGAUGAUCUGGACUAUCCACGUCGAAAUCCAAAGCCAUUGAACUCAUCAACGGAUGCCCCAUUAUCAGGUCGUAAGGUUUCUGAACAUCUGCUCCCCAAAACUCCUACUGUUGUAGAUGAGGACACGGACUCGCCCACUGAAAAGGACGCACUCUGGGAUAUCGAUGCGCAAGCCAUGUUUCAGGGCUGGUAUCCCACGUUGCGAAAGGCUAUCUGGCUUCUCAGCCGUAUAUAUCGACUCGUCAAUUCUACGGUGUUUGAUGACCUUGCUCAUCAAAUAGUCCACCAAACGACCGAGUCCCUACACCAAGCGAGUACACAAAUAUCCAGCAAAUCAUCUACGACGGACGGCCAGCUAUUUUUAAUUAAACAUCUCCUUAUUCUCAAGCAGCAAAUAGUUGCUUUCGACAUUGAAUACGUAACCCCUGACAUCUCUUUAGAUUUCUCUGGCGUCACAAAUACAUUCUGGGAAAUCCGUGAGCGCGGUGGUCUUUUCAAUCCCCGAAACUUAAUGCGGCUUGUUGGGGGAGGUCUACUUCCCAGAGUCAUCGAGAAUAUGCUAGACGCAAAAGUUGAGCUAGACGGAAGACUCCGUACAGUUAUCAAUGACUUUACCAACAAUUUCGCUACGCGUAUGACAGCUUCAUUACCUACAAAAUUUAUCGAGAAACGAAAUCUGGGAGAAGGAGGAGUGAUCAGUCCGGUUUGUCGAAACAUCGAAAAAGAAGUCCCAGUCCUUCGCAAAGCUUUGGAUGAUUAUCUUGAAGAUACACGCACAAAAGAGACGCUGGUUGGAGCGGUACAAGACCGUGUAUUGCAAAUCUACGAGGAAUUUUUCGACAGUUACACAGCUUCGGAAAGAAAUAAAGGAAAACCAAUCAGUAAGAAAGGGAAAGGACGCCAGGACGCAGUCUGGGAUGUUAAUACAUUCGGUGAAUGGAGUGAGGAGGUCUUUAGGGUUGGAAUUGCUAGCACGCAGUCCCACGGCGAAUAUGACUCAGAGGAGCCGGGUAAGGAACAGGAUGAUAUCGAAUCUGUUGAAAAUGAGACAACAGUAUCAUCUAGGACAUAGUCUUCUUUAAAAUGAUGUUUGUUAGAUAUGAAAUCUAGUAUCUGUAUAUCCUGCACGAAGUGAAACGUAU